This is a messenger RNA of Platichthys flesus (European flounder), 2579 nucleotides long. It is a transcript of the gene muc13b, whose product is annotated as mucin 13b, cell surface associated. The transcript has 12 exons. Gene Ontology annotation, biological process: cell-cell junction assembly. The record is from RefSeq and is a predicted model, not a curated record. NCBI's taxonomy places the organism in Eukaryota, Metazoa, Chordata, Actinopteri, Pleuronectiformes, Pleuronectidae. Bases 82 to 1893 code for a protein of 603 amino acids.
UCAGGUUGUUGGACACCCAAGCCUCUUGCACGCACAACCCUCUCUGGCUUUCUGAAUUUGAGGUGAAUUUUACUUUUUCCAAUGGCUGGAAAAUACCACUUGUUUUUGGUUCUGUGGUUCGUUGUGGGCUGUCUUGCAGCUGCAGUUGAUGUAACGGAUGCACCAGGUUCAACGUCAGUAGCUCCAACAGAAGCACCAGUUUCAACGUCAGUAGCUCCAACAGCAGCACCAGUUUCAACGUCAGUAGCUCCAACAGCAGCACCAGGUUCAACGUCAGUAGCUCCAACAGAAGCACCAGUUUCAACGUCAGUAGCUCCAACAGCAGCACCAGGUUCAACGUCAGUAGCUCCAACAGCAGCACCAGGUUCAACGUCAGUAGCUCCAACAGCAGCACCAGGUUCAACGUCAGUAGCUCCAACAGCAGCACCAGGUUCAACGUCAGUAGCUCCAACAGCAGCACCAGGUUCAACGUCAGUAGCUCCAACAGCAGCAACAGGUUCAACGUCAGUAGCUCCAACAGCAGCAACAGGUUCAACGUCAGUAGCUCCAACAGCAGCACCAGGUUCAACGUCAGUAGCUCCAACAGCAGCAACAGGUUCAACGCCAGUACCUCCAACAGCAGAACCAGAUCCUUGUCAACCGAACCCAUGUGGCCGAGGAAGCACCUGUGCAGUGCGUGCCAAUCAAACCUUUGUCUGCUUGUGCUCGACCGGUGAUAACUACAAUUAUGACAGCCAAGUUUGUGUGAAAGCCAAAGUUUUCCCUGGACAACUUUCCCUGCCGAAAUUAACCUAUAAGGAAAGCUUUGAAAACACUCAAUCACCCGAAUUUAAAGAAGCUGCACAAAGUAUUACUAAUGAGGUGUCAAAGCGAUUCAAUCCAGACAAGGAUGGGUUCUCUGAUGUUCUAGUGCUCUCACUCCAGAGGUCUUCACCGAGCAGAGUUGGAUCAGUGAGAAAUGGCGGGGUCAAUGCAUCAAUAGAGAUCAUCUUCAGCGCGAGUUCUACCAUCACAACAAGUGAAGUUACAAGUGUGGUGAAAGAUGCUGUUCAAUGUGAAGGUUGCCUACUGGCAGGUGGAGCUUUCAAAGAGACCGAUUUAUGCGCUGCGGAACCCUGUGAUGAGUUGACUACCACUUGCUCUACAGUAGAUGGAAGAUUUUAUUGUAACUGUACGGAAACCUACGUCAAGACGAACUUCAGUGACACAAUGUGCAUUGCUUGUCCCGAUGGGCAGUAUGCAGUGGGUUCUAGCUCUUGUGAAGCCUGCAAUUUUGGUUAUUCUGGUUUGAACUGCAAAGAACACUGGAAGCUGGCACUGGUUAUCGUUGGCUCGGUGCUCGGGGGCCUGCUGCUCAUCACACUCAUCCUUCUGCCCAUCCUGGCACUGAGAUCCUCCAAGAAGAAGAGCAAACAUGAAGACAUCGGGAAACCUUAUGUCAGUCACUUUCCUGCCAAGUCACCAAUGGCUAAUGGUAACGGCAGCUACGCUAACAGCCAGAUGCCCUCACAUCAUGGGUCAGGCUAUGAAGGUGCUGGGGUGCCCAAGAUCCCACGAGCAACAACCAACAGCAACUGGGACCGCAGGACCAACCUGGAGAUGACACCUAGCAACAGCCGGCAAAACCUGGUCCCUAUGGGCAGUAACUCGCGGCUGUACGACGACGAAGAUGACAUGAACUCAUACACAAGACCCCAGAGCAACCUCUAUGCACCUGCACCUGCACGUCCACAGAGCAACCUCUAUGCACCUACACCUGCACGUCCACAGAGCAACCUCUAUGCACCUACACCUGCACGUCCACAGAGCAACCCAUACGCCCAGAGUCGACCUCAGAGCAACCCGUACGCUUCGAACCAGGGCCAGAACAAUCCUUACUACCAGCAAAGGUAGAAAGGAUGACGAACCCAAAAGGUUCAUGACAUUUACCCAGAUCGAGACCUUCUUCUGACCAAUCAUAAGCUGUCAUGAAUCAUUCCUCUCUGUCCUCGAACUAAUCUUCUAUGAAAAUUUGGGGUGUGAGAAACAUCAACGAUCUUUUUAAAUGUUUCUCAAUAUUAUUUACUAUGAGCCGAUUAAACUAUUUCCUUUUCAACAUCAUCUAACUGAAAUGACAUUGGACCAGAAGUGGAUACUUUUAAAUUAGGAGCUGUUUAUGAGCAGCUAAUCUCUCCUGUUGCCAAUGAGUUUACAAAUAAUUGUUUUGUAUUUUUGUGGGUUUGUACUGAGUAUAGUUUCUUUGCAAAUGUUAUUUUUUGAGACAAGUUUUCUUUCGUUCCAAUAAAACCUUUGAGUUCUAACCCUAACCCUUCACAUAUUUCAACAUAAUUUGUGUAAGAUGUUUACGACAUUGAAAUAGAUUUAUGUUCUAUUUUGUAACAUAUAUUCAUGACUGAGUGAUCUCAAUUAUAUGAAUUAAAAAGCGAUAUUUAGAAGUAAUAUUUAUUUUUCCUUUGUAAAUCAUUAUAUCCUUAUGAUAUUUCAUUUCAUUUAACCAUAAAAUGAUUUUUAAAAGUAUCUAAACCACAAAAUGUGUACAUAGAUUUAACAUUACUUUGAAAUAAAGGGAUUCCCACUUC